Molecule: messenger RNA, 1725 nt
Organism: Lutzomyia longipalpis
Lineage: Eukaryota; Metazoa; Arthropoda; Insecta; Diptera; Psychodidae
Gene: Adk2
Exons: 5
Coding region: 547-1578 (343 amino acids)
Biological process (GO): purine ribonucleoside salvage
Cellular component (GO): nucleus; cytosol
Molecular function (GO): adenosine kinase activity
Source: RefSeq, a predicted model, not a curated record
UUUAGUGGGGUAGGAAAUUUGUUUUGAGGAGCAGUAAAAAUAUCAGUUUUCCACGUGAAAUUCACAAAAUCCCAGAAUUUAAUUUAAAAAAAAAAUGAGCAAUGUUCGGUAAUUGUGGGGAAAGGAAAUUAAUCUUGGUGGAAAGUUAUCUAACACUAAUUCCCGCCUUGGUCUAACAAAUAAUCCUCCCUGCGUCUUUCCUGCUGAAGUAUUAGAUCUGUGAGCUUCCUGGCUUUUCCUCAAUCGUAGAGUUUUCCUCGUAGAAAAGCAAUGAUCCGGUGGUUGUGGUUGUCCAGGAGUGGAAGCAUCAAACACUGAGAAGCGUGAGAAGCCUUCGUGAAGGCUUUGGGGGAGAUAAGAAGAGAUACUUUUCUCACAACACGAGGUCAAAAGGCCGCAUUUAUUUUUGGGCUUCUCUCGCGAAGAUCACUUCAAAGGAACGAAGAUUCUCAGUGAAGCACGAGACGUGGGCCCCAGCACAGCCAUCACAUCUUAAUUGCCUCUCCGCACGGUGUUUUGUUUUAAGAAAGAAAAAAAAUUGAAAACAUGUCGUUAAGAGAUGGUAUCCUGCUGGGCAUGGGGAAUCCCCUUCUGGACAUUUCAGCUGUUGUCGAUGAGGCCUUCCUGAAGAAGUACGAUCUCCUGCCGGACAAUGCCAUCCUCGCGGAAGAGAAGCACAAGCCCAUGUACAACGAAUUAAUAGAAAAAUAUAAUGCCGAAUUUAUUGCCGGUGGUUCCGUACAGAACACCCUAAGAGUAGCCGAGUGGAUCCUGCAGCGUGGCAAUGUGGCUGUGUUCUUUGGCUGUGUCGGCCAGGAUAAGUAUGCGAAGAUUCUCGAGGAACGUGCCCACGCAGCGGGCUUAAAUGUCCAAUUUCAGUACACCAAAGAUGCCCCAACGGGGACAUGUGGUGUCCUCAUUACGGGGCAUCAUCGCUCCCUGUGCGCAAAUCUUGCAGCAGCCAAUCAUUUCACCAUUGAUCACCUGCAGAAGCCGGAGAAUCAGCAGCAUAUGCGAAAUGCUGAUUUCUUCUACGUUUCCGGCUUCUUCCUCACCGUUAGCCCACCGUCGAUUCUUGCUGUAGCCAAUCAUGCCCUCGAAUGCAACAAGAUGUUCCUCUUCAACCUCAGUGCGCCCUUCCUGUCGCAAUUCUUCAAGGAGCCCCUCAUGCAGGUUCUUCCCUACGUGGAUGUUCUCUUUGGCAAUGAAACGGAGGCAGAAACAUUUGCGGAGGAACAGAAUCUCGGGACAUGCGAUGUCCGGGAGAUUGCAAUGCUCAUGGCGGCCCUGCCAAAGGUUAACACGAAACGAUCGCGUGUUGUGAUCAUCACACAGGGCGCCAAGCCGGUGUUGAUUGUGGAAAAGGGGGUGAUGCACGAAUUUCCCGUGACGAAGCUCGAUAUGGCGGAAGUGGUGGACACGAAUGGUGCUGGUGAUGCCUUUGUGGGUGGCUUCCUCAGUCAAUUGGUGCUAAAUAAAUCACUGGAUGUGUGUGUCAAGUGUGGCAUUUGGGCCGCACAGAAGAUUAUCAGGAAUUCCGGAUGUACAUUCGAUGGGAAACCCGAUUUUAGCAUAUAAAAUUAAGCAAUUUAGACUUGAAAAAAAAUCUGAAUUUCUUGCAAAAUUUCUUCUUUUUUGUUGAACUUUUUGGCAUCUUUGAAUUUACUUUGUUUUUUUAUUAUUAAAAGAAGUUAAUAAAAAUGGGUUUGAGAUUACAGGAUAAAA